Molecule: messenger RNA, 1124 nt
Organism: Indicator indicator
Lineage: Eukaryota; Metazoa; Chordata; Aves; Piciformes; Indicatoridae
Gene: RAB2A
Product: RAB2A, member RAS oncogene family
Exons: 8
Coding region: 73-711 (212 amino acids)
Cellular component (GO): Golgi apparatus
Molecular function (GO): GTP binding; GTPase activity
Source: RefSeq, a predicted model, not a curated record
GCGGGGGCGGGGGGAGAGCGGGCGCGUCACGAAGGAGCGAGUCAGAACCGGAGAGCCGGGAACUGGGAGGCCAUGGCCUACGCGUAUCUUUUCAAGUAUAUCAUCAUCGGGGACACAGGUGUUGGGAAAUCAUGUUUAUUGUUACAGUUCACAGACAAGCGGUUUCAACCAGUCCACGAUCUCACUAUUGGUGUUGAAUUUGGGGCUCGAAUGAUCACUAUUGAUGGAAAACAGAUAAAGCUUCAGAUAUGGGAUACGGCAGGGCAGGAGUCCUUCCGUUCCAUUACAAGGUCAUACUACAGAGGGGCAGCAGGGGCUUUACUAGUGUAUGACAUUACAAGGAGGGACACUUUCAACCACUUGACAACUUGGUUAGAAGAUGCUCGUCAGCAUUCCAAUUCCAACAUGGUUAUAAUGCUUAUUGGAAAUAAAAGUGAUUUAGAAUCUAGACGAGAAGUCAAGAAAGAGGAAGGUGAAGCAUUUGCACGAGAACAUGGACUUAUCUUUAUGGAGACAUCUGCCAAAACUGCUUCCAAUGUAGAGGAGGCAUUUAUUAACACCGCAAAAGAGAUCUACGAGAAAAUCCAGGAAGGAGUUUUUGACAUUAAUAAUGAGGCAAAUGGCAUCAAAAUUGGCCCUCAACAUGCUGCUGCCAACGCAACACUCGCAGGCAAUCAGGGAGGACAACAAGCUGGAGGAGGCUGCUGUUGAGCCUGUUUUUACUUUCUAGCUGCCUGGCUGGGGCCUACUAACUUGUUUGUUCAUCCUUCCCUCCCCCACCGCCCCGCUCGCCUCCACUUCAGUUCAACUGAGACAUGAAACUUGUAAGUUGGUUUCCUGUUGCAGAAGACUUUAUCCUUCAAAUUCUUGUAUAACUUUGAAUAAAUGGUUAAUGUUCACUUAAACCCCAGAUUUUGGAGAUUGUAUUCAUAUCUAUUUACAUUUGAUUUCUAGGUCAAUUGAUGUGAUUAUUUUUGUUAAAUGUUGUCUUGUGCCCUUGGCUACGAACUGAAUUGUAUUAAACACUACAAAGUCAUCUGAAUAUUUUAAUCAGUUUGUGUAGUUAGGUUUCCCAGCUCCCUGCAGUCACCUAAUGUUUAAUAUUGUAGAGCUGUCCUCAAAAG